UGUGUGUGUGUGUGUGCGCCCCCUUGGCUCGAGCUGCCUUUUAAAGCAAACGGACACGCGUGUCAUUCUCCCACUCGGCCAGAGGACGGGACACGGUGAGAAGCUGCUGUGUCGCCCAUUCUUCCCUCCCUCUCCACUGUCUUUGUUGCUUCGCUGCCUUCUAUUAGUUGGUUUUCCACGGUUCCGCUCCGCGUCAGUGUCAGCCAUGUAUCGCUACUUCGGGGAGCUCCUGACCCGGUCCGCGGGCAGUGCCCUGGCCUCGGGUUGCGUGGACUCCGCUCUCCCGGCGUCCUCGUCCCUGAUGCGGGUCCGUCGCUAUGCCGACGCGGCCGAUCAGCCCGACGACCCGAACUUCUUCAGGAUGGUCGAGGGCUUCUUCGACCGCGGUGCCACCAUCGUGGAGGACAAGCUGGUGGAGGACCUGAAGACCAGGGAGAGCCCCGAGCAGAAGAGGCACCGAGUGCGCGGCAUCCUGCGCAUCAUCAAGCCGUGCAACCACGUCCUGAGCGUGUCUUUCCCCAUCAAGAGGGAUAACGGGGAGUGGGAGGUGGUGGAGGGAUACCGCGCCCAGCACAGCCAGCACAGGACACCGUGCAAAGGAGGUAUCCGUUACAGUACUGAAGUAUCUGUGGAUGAGGUGAAAGCCCUGGCCUCUCUGAUGACCUACAAGUGCGCUGUUGUUGAUGUGCCAUUUGGGGGAGCCAAAGCUGGAGUCAAGAUCAACCCCAGGAAUUACUCUGAUAAUGAGCUGGAGAAGAUUACCAGGAGGUUCACCAUUGAGCUGGCCAAGAAAGGUUUCAUUGGACCUGGCAUCGACGUUCCUGCCCCAGACAUGAGCACUGGAGAGAGGGAAAUGUCCUGGAUCGCGGACACAUAUGCCAACACCAUUGCACACACUGACAUCAACGCUCAUGCAUGUGUGACUGGCAAGCCCAUCAGCCAGGGAGGCAUCCACGGACGUAUCUCGGCCACUGGUCGUGGAGUUUUCCACGGCAUUGAGAACUUCAUUAACGAGGCUUCUUACAUGAGCAUGUUGGGAUUGACUCCUGGCUUCCAGGACAAAACCUUCAUCAUCCAGGGCUUUGGUAAUGUGGGUCUCCACUCCAUGAGGUACCUGCACAGGUUUGGGGCCAAGUGUGUGGGCAUCGGUGAGAUUGAUGGAGCCAUCUACAAUCCAGAGGGCAUUGACCCCAAACAGCUGGAGGACUACAAACUGCAACACGGCACUAUUGUGGGCUUCCCGGGAGCAAAACCCUACGAUGGGAACAUUUUGGAAGCAGACUGCCACAUCCUGAUCCCUGCGGCCGGAGAGAAGCAGCUCACACGUCACAACGCUCCCAAGAUCAAGGCCAAGAUCAUUGCAGAAGGUGCCAACGGUCCCACCACUCCAGAUGCAGACAAGAUCUUCCUGGAGAACAACGUCAUGGUUAUUCCUGACAUGUACCUGAAUGCUGGUGGUGUGACUGUAUCUUAUUUUGAGUGGCUGAAGAAUCUCAACCAUGUCAGUUAUGGAAGACUGACCUUCAAAUACGAGAGGGACUCAAACUACCACCUGCUCAUGUCUGUACAGGAAAGUUUAGAGAGGAAGUUUGGUAAGCAGGGAGGACCCAUCCCCAUCGUACCUACUGCUGACUUCCAGGCCAGAGUUGCUGGUGCUUCUGAGAAGGACAUUGUUCACUCUGGUUUGGCUUACACCAUGGAGAGAUCUGCCCGGCAAAUCAUGCGCACUGCAAGCAAGUACAACCUGGGCCUGGACCUGCGGACAGCUGCCUACGUCAACGCCAUUGAGAAAGUCUUCAAAGUCUACAAUGAGGCGGGGCUCACCUUCACAUAAACAGCCAAUCAGGGCCGAGCUUCUACCCUUCCCUCCUGCUAUUAAUCCCCCUCUUCUUGCUCCUUCCACCUCCUAGAAAAGCCUUUGGAACAUAUCACUGUUUACCGCCGCUCUUUCACACACACGCAGCGACACUUUGGCUAGCCUGGUAUUUAUCCUGUGAUCUUUGUGCCGCCAUUAUUAUAUCUCUGCGACUCUGUUUAGAUAUCGCCAUGUUCUUGUUUUUUCCCCGAGGUUGCACUCACCAUAAAAACAGAACAUCGCAAGAGAGAGAGAGACAGAGAGAGAGGAAGGCCCCGUCCUACCCUCAGCUGUCAUGUGUAUGUUGUUGUAUGGCAGUCAUGUUCACAGCGCCCUAUUUGUGAUCGCUGAGUGCAUGUGUGACUCUCUAGUUGUGGUUGUUUCAUAUGACAGCACUACAGUUGCCUUAUUUCAGAAAGAGGUCUGCUCUUAAAGGGAGAGGGCCGUUUCAGUUCUAAAUAAAAGGGAUUUAGGUUGAACUUCUUGUGAGUAUUAAUAGUCCUUUUAUUACACACGUUUGUCUUCUCACUCUUAAGGUGUGAAGGUUGGUUAGGAUUCAGUAGAUGUUCUCCUGCUCCUGUCCCCUUCAUUUUUCCUCUAUUACCGCUCGCUUCAUCUUUAACGCAGCUUCUCCCCGACUCCUCCGCUGGCCAAGAAAGAGGAGCAGGGAUGGGGCGAGGUGUCACUGUGAUCGCCCUGUCCCUGGCUGAUUAUCCCUCGGUUUUAACCGUCCAGUUCCUUAGCAUUAAAAUUAUUAAGGAGGACAUUACUUUCUACUUUUAUUUUAUUCAUGUUUUUUUUUUUUUUUUUUUUUUUUUUGGAAACCAAUAAAAUGUU
This is a messenger RNA of Mugil cephalus (flathead mullet), 2692 nucleotides long. RefSeq names its product glutamate dehydrogenase 1b (gene glud1b). NCBI's taxonomy places the organism in Eukaryota, Metazoa, Chordata, Actinopteri, Mugiliformes, Mugilidae. The transcript has 13 exons. The record is from RefSeq and is a predicted model, not a curated record. Gene Ontology annotation, molecular function: L-glutamate dehydrogenase (NAD+) activity. Bases 206 to 1834 code for a protein of 542 amino acids. Gene Ontology annotation, biological process: L-glutamate catabolic process. Gene Ontology annotation, cellular component: mitochondrion.